AUGAAACUAACAACCCAUCUCCCCUCCAUAACGCCCGUGGCCCUCGAACGCGCAACAACACACCCCUUCCUCCGCGCCGCAGGCAGCGGAACCCUCCCAAAACACACAUUAGCAGCAUGGCUCUCGCAAGACCGUCUCUACGCGCAAACCUACGUCCGCUUCAUCGGCCAGUUACUCUCGAAGACCCACCUCCCACCUACCCCCUCAGCGCCGGGCCAACGCAGUAUACCGGAGAAGAUCCUGGGUAUUCUGGUUGACGCAUUGAAUAAUAUACACCGCGAGCUCGCGUUCUUCGAGGAUGUUGCGAGAGAGUACGGGCUUGAUCUUAAUACGCCGCUGGCUGAGUUGGGAGGGCCCCAGGAAGGGGGAGGGAAGUUCGCGCCCGCACCCAUUACGCAGGGGUACAUUGAUAUGUUUAUGUCUGCGUCGAGUCCCGGGAAUAGUUUGUUGGAGGGGCUCGUUGUGCUUUGGGCUACGGAGAUAUGCUAUCUCAGGGCUUGGAAGUAUGCUGCAGGAUUUUUGGGGAGGAGGGCUGAGAAAGGGGGUGAGGAUACGGAUGGGGGCGCGCUGAGGGAGAAAUUUAUUCCUAAUUGGGCGAGUGAGGAGUUUGAGGAGUUUGUGGGCAAGAUUGGGGAUGUGGUGGAUGAGGUUGCGGAGCGGGAACUUGGGGGUGAAGGUGGUGAUGCGUUAGAACGGUGUGAGAGGUGGUGGAGGCAGGUUGUUUGGUUGGAGGAGAGGUUUUGGCCGGGUGUUGAGGAGCAAUAG
Aspergillus mulundensis is the source of this 765-nucleotide messenger RNA. Its product is annotated as putative transcription regulator PAB1642. The transcript has a single exon. NCBI's taxonomy places the organism in Eukaryota, Fungi, Ascomycota, Eurotiomycetes, Eurotiales, Aspergillaceae. The record is from RefSeq and is a predicted model, not a curated record. Bases 1 to 765 code for a protein of 254 amino acids.